UGGACUUUGCAUGUUCUCCUUGUGCCUGCAUGGGUUUUUCUUCCAGGUACUCUAGUUUCCUCCCACACUGCAAAGACACGCUGAAAAUCGAUCAUAACAAUCAGGGGCGGACUGACAACUCAUGGGGCCCCCGGGCAAUAGGGGAUCAUGGGGCCCCUGUGUCCUUGCCCAAACUCAAAAAAGCCUAUGAAAAAGGUACCAGGGGCAUCUCAUGGGGCCCCCUACUGACCCUGGCCCUCAGGCAGUGCCCGAGUUUCCAAAUGGUCAGUCAGCCCCUG
Molecule: messenger RNA, 278 nt
Organism: Staurois parvus
Lineage: Eukaryota; Metazoa; Chordata; Amphibia; Anura; Ranidae
Source: the annotation of a GenBank genome assembly